Mercenaria mercenaria is the source of this 858-nucleotide messenger RNA. Its product is annotated as collagen alpha-1(XII) chain-like. Lineage: Eukaryota; Metazoa; Mollusca; Bivalvia; Venerida; Veneridae. The transcript has 2 exons. The record is from RefSeq and is a predicted model, not a curated record. The coding region runs from base 185 to 778 and encodes 197 amino acids.
AAUAGUUCUAAGAUAGUGUUCCAUGCAAAAUUGUGUUUUAAUAUACUUAUACAGUGUUCAAUACUUGAAAAGAUUUUUUGAAAACCUUAAAACAGAUAUAAAUCUACUGCUAUGAAUAUCAAAAAGGUACCACCAAAUAUCAUGCGAAGGAAUUACAAAUGACAGCUUUUUAACGGAGACAGAGAUGUUCAAAUAUUCGGUCGUCAUUUUACAUUUUACAUUUUUUGCAGGGUCGCCGACGAAAACUUCUAGUACCGAAAACGAGAAUAAAUCGAAGAAAACUGCUAGUAUCAAAACCGGAAGUAGAUCGGUAGAAUGCAAAACACAUACGUUCGACAAAGUGUGUUGUGACGGUGUAUUACAACCCCGUAGAGGAGAGAAAACGUGUUGCUGUGGGAAGGAAAGCUUUAAACCAGAUGACUGGAUUUGUUGUGAGGGGCAAAUCGUUCCAAGGUCAGGCAUGUUCAAAAAGGUGGAUUGUUGCUCGUGCAAAUCGCCUGAACUUGAUAUCGUUUUCGCCCUCGACUCUUCCGGAAGUAUCACUUCGCCUAACUUCAAGAUCGUGUUAGACUUCGUUACUGACCUUGUAAUUUACAGCAACACAGUGAUAGGUCCGGAUGAUGUACAAGUCGGCAUUUUAACUUACAGUUCCAGUGUGAAGAUCCAGUUUCAUCUGAAUGACUAUGCAAACAAAAAUUCUCUAAAAAAUGCAAUCCUCAACAUCCCCUACACCGGUGGAACAACGGACACGGGAGGCGGAAUUCGGCAAGAAAUUUAAAUACUACUGAACUUGCAGUCAUGUCCGAUUAAUUCUAAAUCUGAAUUCAGUAUUUAGUUCAUAUUGUACAGAGAAGGUAU